Messenger RNA from Drosophila elegans, 454 nucleotides. RefSeq lists its product as uncharacterized. The record is from RefSeq and is a predicted model, not a curated record. NCBI's taxonomy places the organism in Eukaryota, Metazoa, Arthropoda, Insecta, Diptera, Drosophilidae. The coding region runs from base 129 to 362 and encodes 77 amino acids. The transcript has 3 exons.
GGCUGGCAGUGCAAUUCAGUUGCCAAACAAAACGCGAUCGGCGAACAUCUUCGUACCGCUCCGCCCUUCCUAGCUAAACCGUUACGCCUGCGAUCGGGGAGUACUAUAUUUUUACUAUUUGGAAAACCAUGGCCAGGUUGAAUGCUCUUCUGCUGUCUCUUCUUUUAUUUAUUCUUGCAUUUGUGGCCCACACAUCGUUUGCCACUGUUCAGCCAAAGGCACCAAACUUCCAGUACUUUGAAAGGCCCAAAUACCGUUAUCCCUAUUAUGAUGAGCAUGGACGCGGAAAACUUCUCUAUGGCUAUGGCGGACCAGAAUUGUAUCAGUACAAGACCUACACGCCACUGGAGGGCAUACACUAAGCUUUUUUAAUAUUUAGUUGCAUUGUAGCUUAUAAUUUAUUUACUCCGCUUUAUUUAAAUUAAACGUUUUUUUAUACACCCAUAACGUGCUA